AUGUCAACUGUGAAGUUUGAACUGGAUUAUCUUUCUUCUGAAGACUUCAGACAUGAGCAUGCUUCGAACUCAGAUUUUACUUUAACCUCUUUGACUGAAUUCUCUGGUGAUUCUAGUCAAUUGGAACUUCAGCACUCUCAUUCUGUUCCUGCUGGCCUGCGAAAGUACUCAUAUCAUCAUGGGCUUGAGAAGAGUGUGUGGGCUGCCAAUGGCAUAUAUAAUGAAGGUAUGAAUGUAAGCAAGAGUGAGAUUGCAAAAGAAACUCCCUUAAAACCAUCUCGGAGGUCCCUGCCUUGCCUGGCCCAGAGCUUUGCCUACUCAAAGAGCCUGAGCCAGUCCACCUCACUCUUCCAGUCCAUUGAGAGUGAACCCCAGGUUCCCACUUCUGUGACCUCAAUCUCCGUUGACAAAGCAGAGCAAGUUAACCCUGAGGAGGAUAAAGAAGACUCUGUACUUAAAUGUUCUUUUGCUGACCUCAGUGACUUUUGCUUAGCCCUAGGAAAAGAUAAGGAUUUCCUGGAUGAAUCAGAACAUGCUAAUUAUGACCGAUCUCGGCUAAUUAAAGAUUUUGUUCCCAAAGAUGAUUCUGAAUCCAAGAAAAGAUUGUCUAAGAAUGACAUGAAUUACAUAGCAUCCAGUGGACUUCUAUUCAAAGAUGGCAAAAAGCGGAUUGAUUACAUUCUGGUUUAUAGAAAGUCAAACAUACAGUUUGACAAAAGGAAUACAUUUGAAAAGAACCUCAGGGCAGAAGGCUUGAUGUUGGAAAAGGAGCCAGCCGUUGCGAAUGCUGAUAUCAUGUUUAUUAAAAUUCACAUUCCAUGGGACACGUUGUGCAAGUAUGCAGAGAGGCUGAAUAUCAGGAUGCCCUUCAGGAAAAGAUCCUAUUACACUGACCCACGGAGCAAAUCAACGGGCAGUAUGCACAAUUAUUUUAGAAGACUCAAAAAGUGGAUGUCCCAAAACCCAAUGGUUCUAGACAAGUCAGCCUUUCCAGACCUGGAGGAGUCAGACUGCUACACUGGCCCCUUCAGCCGUGCGCGGAUUCACCACUUCAUAAUAAACAAUAAGGACACUUUCUUCAGCAAUGCUACUCGAAGCAGGAUAGUCUAUCACAUGCUUCAGCACACCAAAUAUGAAAAUGGAAUAUCAAAAGUGGGUAUCUGUAAACUGAUAAACAAUGGCUCAUAUAUCGCAGCUUUUCCCCCACAUGAGGGAGCUUACAAGAGUAGCCAGCCCAUCAAAACCCAUGGACCUCAGAAUAACAGACAUCUAUUAUAUGAGCGCUGGGCACGCUGGGGAAUGUGGUACAAGCACCAGCCCCUGGAUUUAAUCAGGCUGUAUUUUGGUGAGAAGAUUGGGCUAUACUUUGCUUGGCUGGGAUGGUAUACUGGAAUGCUGAUUCCUGCAGCACUGGUUGGCUUGUGUGUUUUCUUCUAUGGAAUAUUUACAAUGAAUGCAAGUCAAGUAAGCAAAGAAAUUUGCAAGGCCACUGAAGUCUUCAUGUGCCCUCUCUGUGAAAAGAACUGCUCACUACAGAGACUCAACGAAAGCUGUAUCUAUGCUAAGGUGACAUACUUGUUUGAUAAUGGAGGGACAGUCUUCUUUGCUAUUUUUAUGGCAAUAUGGGCCACAGUCUUCCUAGAGUUUUGGAAAAGAAGAAGAAGUACACUGACCUAUACUUGGGACCUUAUUGAAUGGGAAGAAGAAGAGGAAACACUUCGUCCCCAGUUUGAAGCAAAGUAUUACAAGAUGGAGAGAGUGAAUCCCAUUAGUGGAAAACCUGAGCCACAUCAGCCUUCUUCAGACAAAGUCAGUCGUCUUCUUGUUUCUAUAUCAGGAAUAUUCUUCAUGAUUUCUUUGGUGAUCACUGCAGUGUUUGCAGUUGUGGUGUAUCGCCUGGUUGUCAUGGAACAGUUUGCAUCAUUCAAAUGGAAUUUCAUCAAACAACACUGGCAAUUUGCAACAUCUGCUGCUGCUGUCUGUAUCAAUUUUGUAAUCAUCAUGGUCCUGAAUCUUGCUUAUGAAAAAAUUGCUUAUCUUCUCACUAAUUUAGAAUAUCCUCGAACAGAAUCUGAAUGGGAAAACAGUUUUGCCCUGAAGAUGUUCCUCUUCCAGUUUGUUAAUUUAAACAGUUCUAUCUUCUACAUCGCUUUCUUUUUGGGGAGAUUUGUAGGCCACCCAGGAAAUUACAAUAAACUUUUUAACCGGUGGAGACUGGAGGAAUGUCAUCCUAGUGGCUGCUUGAUAGACCUCUGCCUCCAGAUGGGUGUUAUCAUGUUUUUGAAGCAAAUAUGGAACAACUUCAUGGAAUUGGGAUAUCCGUUGAUCCAGAACUGGUGGUCACGACAUAAAAUCAGGCGGGGAAUACAAGAUGCUUCUAUACCUCAGUGGGAAAAUGAUUGGAAUCUGCAGCCCAUGAAUAUUCACGGACUAAUGGAUGAAUACUUAGAAAUGGUUUUGCAAUUUGGUUUCACCACCAUAUUUGUUGCGGCUUUUCCUCUGGCCCCUCUUUUGGCUUUGUUAAACAACAUCAUUGAAAUCAGGCUGGAUGCAUACAAAUUUGUCACCCAGUGGCGGAGGCCUCUGCCAGCCAGAGCAACUGACAUAGGUAUCUGGUAUGGAAUUCUUGAAGGAAUUGGAAUCCUGGCUGUGAUCACCAAUGCAUUUGUAAUUGCUAUUACAUCUGAUUACAUCCCACGUUUUGUCUAUGAAUACAAAUAUGGCCCCUGUGCAGGUCAUUUUGAAUAUGGUGAAAAUUGUUUAAAGGGAUAUGUCAACAAUAGCCUAUCCUUCUUUAACCUGAGUGAGCUUGGCCUGGGAAAAUCUGGUUAUUGCAGGUACCGAGACUACAGAGGUCCCCCUUGGAGUUCCAAACCUUAUGAGUUCACCUUACAGUACUGGCAUAUCCUCGCUGCUCGGUUGGCCUUCAUUAUCGUGUUUGAGCACCUUGUGUUCGGCAUCAAGUCAUUCAUCGCAUACCUGAUUCCAGAUGUACCGAAGAACCUUUAUGACCGAAUACGACGGGAAAAGUACUUAGUCCAAGAAAUGAUGUAUGAAGCUGAGCUAGAGCAUUUGCAGCAACAGCGGAGAAAAAGUGGUCACCCUGUUCACCAUGAAUGGCCUUAG
Molecule: messenger RNA, 3126 nt
Organism: Pipistrellus nathusii (Nathusius's pipistrelle)
Lineage: Eukaryota; Metazoa; Chordata; Mammalia; Chiroptera; Vespertilionidae
Source: the annotation of a GenBank genome assembly